AUGACGAGAUGUUUCUUCGUUCUUCAUCUGGUUUCCUGUUGCCUUGCUGCCAACUGGGUCAAAAUUAUGAGACCUACAAUAACCUGGGAAGAAAUGGAUAUAUCACAAGAAGGAGAACGCAAAUUCUUCUGCGGUCAAUUCGAUUCAUCCUAUACUGGAAGAUAUCACUGGAGAUACAAUGGAUCCUCGAUUCUUCCAGAGCGAACUCAGAUCCAUAAAAAUGAAUUUGUGUUUCUAUCGGGAGCAAAUGCAAUACGGAAUCAGUUACCAGGAGAAUAUGAGUGUUGUGUUCGAGAAGACCUUGGAAAUGCUUGUUACUCGAGAAUGAUUGUGGUACAGAACCGAACCGACAAUCACAAUAUUGACAUGACAAACUCGACUCUUCUUCUAGCAGAAGAAGGACACACUUACUAUAUCAGAAUGCACGAUGUAAAGAGGAUAGAAGGGGUGAAGUGUACACUUGAUGGUGUGAAUAUUGACAACUUCAAGUACCCGGUGGGUUUUUUGGUUGAUGAGGCGUCGAAUGACUCUAAAAAGUUGCAGUUUUUAUCGAGGGAAACGAAAAAGACGGUCCCAUAUCAUCUGAAAAUCGAAAACAUCGAGAAUGGAGGAGAAGUGAAAUGUGAUUUACGUCUUCAUAAAAAGGAAGUUAUCGAGAAAAAGUUUGACAUCCGAUUACUCGGUGCAUUCGUUUCUUCUGCUUCUACUGUAUCUCAUCUCGUAGUUUCAAUUAUAGUUUGUUUCAUUUUCAGGUUUUAA
Molecule: messenger RNA, 759 nt
Organism: Caenorhabditis remanei
Lineage: Eukaryota; Metazoa; Nematoda; Chromadorea; Rhabditida; Rhabditidae
Exons: 6
Coding region: 1-759 (252 amino acids)
Source: RefSeq, a predicted model, not a curated record